AUGCUCCCUGUCAAGUACUUGAUCAUCCUCUUCGCCCCAGCUGCCUUGGCCCUCCCUGGCGACUCGGCUCCCUUUUUCGCCAGUGCCCCCACUGUCACUGCUGCACCCGCUCUUGAGCAGGCCCUCGACUGCGAUUACAGCUACUGCGACGAGAACCACAUUUCGUGGUGCUUCCACUUCAUCCCCUUCACUACUAUCGACCCUACACUGGGCCCCAUGCCUGGCGAGACAAGAGUCUCUGUUGGAGUUUGCGGUCCUAACACAGAGGUGCCAGUGCCGACUUAUUGA
This is a messenger RNA of Fusarium pseudograminearum CS3096, 288 nucleotides long. RefSeq lists its product as uncharacterized. The transcript has a single exon. The record is from RefSeq and is a predicted model, not a curated record. Bases 1 to 288 code for a protein of 95 amino acids. NCBI's taxonomy places the organism in Eukaryota, Fungi, Ascomycota, Sordariomycetes, Hypocreales, Nectriaceae.